UUAAAGGAAUUACAAGAUAUUGUUCACUCGAAUCAGAAACAAAUGGAGCUGUUUUGGAGUGGUCAAGUACCUGAAUCAAUUCCCGAAAUGAAUCAUAACGGCAAAAAGUUAAUGUCAUCCAGUAGUACGACGCCUGGGGUAACAAAUCUGAAACUUGAUGACCAACUGUCUCGGGCAAUAUUUAAUCUUGAACACAGUCUUGAUACGACAUUACUGAAAUUAUUUGUUUCCUUUUACCAACUUCUUUUACACAUAAACACCGGAGAAGAGUUGGUACAUGUUAUAACAAAACACAAUCUAAGACCUAUGCUGUUUCAAUCCAGUCAUGAAAUCUGUAAUUUAACAAAUGAUAUUCCACUGUUUGCAAAGAUAUCCACUUCUUCGACAGUUUCGGAUUUUAUAAGAGAAAACAGUAAAACCAUACAGAAAUAUUUUAACAACGCAAUAUACCCGUACUCCUUAAUCGAGAAAAUGGUAUCGUCUGAUGAAUGUCGAAAUAAUUUAAAGAGACACUGUGUUGUACAAGAGGAUGUGAAGAAAACUGUUCCUGCUAAAAGUCUUGGAUUGUUAUACGAUACUUUAUUAAUAGUCAACUCUAAUGCAACAACUAAAUCAAUUGAUGUUCAGCUACAAUAUAGAAGUUCUAUAUAUACCAGCAGUGAAGCUAAAACACUCUUAAAUCAACUCCACCAAAUUCUACUGUUGGUAACAUCUAACUACAACAUGGCCAUAAGCAAUAUUGGAAAGAGUGUGGGUUUUGUUCUCAAUAAAGAUGCUAAUUACAAAAGCACGAAAACAAAUGCACCAAUAAACGUAGGAGAAGAAAGAAAACAAAGAAUCGAUGGACACAUUGCUGACAUACCAGAUUCUUCAAUGGCGAUACUUAAGUCCAAGAACACCGGUUCAGACGGUUUACCGGAAAAUACAUUAUCUUACAGUGAAUAUUAUUUCUACGAACGAUAUGUGAAUGAAAAUUUAGUUGGGCAUCAUCUCACCAAUGAAUUACAUAUGAAGAAAAGGGCAGGUAAGUAA
This is a messenger RNA of Patella vulgata (common limpet), 1032 nucleotides long. RefSeq lists its product as uncharacterized. Lineage: Eukaryota; Metazoa; Mollusca; Gastropoda; Patellidae. The coding region runs from base 43 to 1032 and encodes 329 amino acids. The record is from RefSeq and is a predicted model, not a curated record. Gene Ontology annotation, molecular function: catalytic activity. The transcript has 2 exons.